Messenger RNA from Acomys russatus (golden spiny mouse), 945 nucleotides. RefSeq names its product olfactory receptor 140-like. Gene Ontology annotation, cellular component: membrane. Gene Ontology annotation, molecular function: G protein-coupled receptor activity; olfactory receptor activity. The record is from RefSeq and is a predicted model, not a curated record. Bases 13 to 945 code for a protein of 310 amino acids. Gene Ontology annotation, biological process: G protein-coupled receptor signaling pathway. NCBI's taxonomy places the organism in Eukaryota, Metazoa, Chordata, Mammalia, Rodentia, Muridae. The transcript has a single exon.
UGCAGUAUUCAGAUGAAAGAAAACAGAAUGAAUGUGACUGAAUUCAUCCUCACGGGACUGACACAGAAUCCCCAGCUUCAGAGAAUUCUACUUCUGGUGUUACUCAUCACCUACAUCAUCACUGUCACAGGAAACCUGCUCAUUGUAGGGACCAUAGUCUGUAGCCAGACAUUGAACUCCCCAAUGUACUUCUUCCUGUCUUUUUUAUCUCUGAUAGAUGCAUGCUAUUCCUCUUCUAUUGUUCCUAAAAUGCUGGCAGAUUUGCUAUCAGGGACAAAAGCCAUCUCAUUCCAUGGCUGCAUGAUGCAACUUUUUGUUGAACAUUUUUUAGGAGCUUCAGAGAUUGUCCUUCUUGUGGUCAUGGCCUAUGACCGCUAUGUGGCCAUCUGUAGACCUCUGCACUAUGUCACCAGGAUGAACCACCGCAAUUGCUGUCUCCUAGUGGGGGUGUGUUGGAUAAUGGGUUUUAUCCACUCUUUUGGGCAAAUCCUUGUUGCUCUCUGGAUCCCUUUCUGUGGGCCUAAUAUCAUGGACCAUUUCUGUUGUGAUAUUUUCCCUCUACUACAACUGGCCUGUGCUGACACUUUCCUCCUUGGUCUACUGGUUGCUGCCAAUGGUGGUGUCAUCCCUGUGAUCACCUUCACAAUGCUGCUGAUGUCCUAUGUGGUCAUUCUGUCCUCCCUGAGGACACAUAGCUCUGCAGGGAGGAAAAAGGCUCUCUCUACAUGUAGCUCCCAUAUUACAGUUGUUGUCUUGUUCUUUGUGCCCUGUAUUUAUACAUACAUGCGACCAGUAACCACUUUUCAUAUGGAUAAAGCCAUAGCAGUGUUUUACACUCUUAUUACUCCCAUGUUAAAUCCAAUUAUUUACACUGUAAGGAAUGCAGAGGUUAAAAAUGCCAUUAGAAUGUUACUUAAAAAUAAUUCAAUUUUGGAUAAGAAAUGA